GAGGAUGGCUCGGUAUCGCGAGAGCCGCGUGCCGCGACCGGAGCGCUGGAUGGCGCUGGCGGGGGCUGGAUGCGCCCACGGCUUGCCCUCCCUCAGCCGUUAAAUCACACGGUGGGACACGCGAGUGGACGGAGACUGGCGGCGGCGGUGACAGACGGACGGACGGACGGCACACGGGGCAAAGUUAAAGUGAAGAGAACAUGGAAGGAGUUUCCACGCGGGAGCAGCAGUGCCACCUAAUCGACAUUUAUCUGACAGAAGCAGCCAAAGGACACCUUGGACAAGCUCUCAUGUCCUUAAACACAAACCACUAAAUCCAAGGAGCUAAAAAAAGAAAGGAAGCAAAAAAAACAAAAACAACAACCACUCACUGCAGCAAGAGGACUGAUUCAGAUUUGUGAAAUACGGCUGGAAAGCGGGAGCAGUUUAUGGGUGCCAAAUCCUCUUCCAGGACACAUCACUUCUCCUCGAUCUACUGUCACCACCUCCCUUGUCUCCAUCCCUUCAUUUCCUCCUCCUCUGCCUUUGUCUCAUUCUCCAUCUUUCUCUCUCAUGGGAGUGACAUAGAGGCCGUCGCUUGCUCUGCUGCCCCGCCCCUUCCCCUUCCCCGCCUCGCCGUGGAAACGGGGGCGUCCGGGUAGUGAUGUCGUGGAAGAGGAACUAUUUUGCAUCAGGCGGCGGAGCAGUAGGCGGGGUGCAGGGGCUGGUGACCCCGAGAACCAUGACCUCGAUUGCACCCAGCAAAGGCCUCAGCAACGAGCCGGGACAGAACAGCUGCUUCCUCAACAGCGCUCUGCAGGUUUUGUGGCACCUCGACAUCUUUCGCCGAAGCUUUCGACAGCUAACGACGCACAAGUGCAUGGAGGACUCGUGCAUCUUCUGCGCUUUGAAGAGUAUCUUUGCUCAGUUCCAGUUCAGCAGUGAGCGUGUGCUGCCGUCAGAUGCACUGCGGAGCGCUCUGGCCAAGACUUUUCAAGACGAACAACGCUUUCAGCUGGGUAUCAUGGAUGACGCUGCCGAGUGCUUUGAGAACCUCCUGAUGCGAAUCCACUUCCACAUCAGUGCUGAGAGUAGAGAGGACAUCUGCACAGCCAAACACUGCAUACCACACCAGAAGUUUGCCAUGACUCUGUUUGAACAGUGUGUGUGUAACAGCUGCGGCGCCACAUCAGACCCCCUGCCCUUCAUUCAGAUGGUUCAUUACAUCUCCACGACAUCCCUCUGUAACCAGGCAGUGAGGAUGCUGGAGUGCAGAGAGAAACCCACACCGGACAUGUUUGGAGAACUGCUCCGUAACGCCAGCAACAUGGGAGACCUGCGCAACUGUCCUAGCAAUUGUGGCGAGGUGUUGCGUAUUCGCCGGGUGCUGAUGAACUCGCCAGAGAUUGUGUCCAUCGGGCUGGUGUGGGACUCGGACCACUCUGACCUGGCAGAGGACGUCAUACACAGCCUGGGGACCUGCCUCCGUUUGGGAGAUUUGUUCUACCGUGUGACAGAGGAGAAGGCUCGUCAGGCGGAGCUCUAUUUGGUGGGCAUGGUGUGCUACUACGGCAAGCACUACUCCACCUUCUUCUUCCAGACCAAGAUACGCAAGUGGAUGUACUUCGACGACGCCCACGUCAAAGAGAUCGGCCCGAAGUGGAAGGACGUGGUGUCUCGCUGUAUCAAAGGCCACUAUCAGCCCCUGCUGCUGCUCUACGCUGACCCCCGUGGGACGCCAGUGAUACUGCAGGAGAGCCCCAACCCCUGUACCAGCUCCAACCCGCAGCUGGAGCUCCAGCACUGCAGCAGCAAGGCUGGUUACGACAGCGAAGACUCUGGCCGGGAGCCAUCCAUAUCCAGCGACACUCGCACCGACUCUUCAACAGAGAGCUCGAGUCACCGCGCCUCUCGGAGCCGCUCUCUCCACCAGUCCACAGGCAGCCACCUCUCCAGUGAAUCCCAGACCACAGUGGUCUGUAAUUACGACAUCGGCACGCCACCGCACACUGUUGACGCCAGAGGUAAAUGCUGGGAAACCCACGAGAGUCAGCAGUGGAGGGUCCCCCGCCCUCCCUCUCCUCCGCUGCAGGAGUACAAGGAGACGGCCGUCUUCCUCCUGUCUUCCCGCCGGCCUCUCACCUCCUCCUCCUCUUCAUCUCGUCCCCUCUCCUCCUCCUCCUCGUCUGGAGUAGGAGGCUGCGAGAGUGGGGCUGGGGGCCCCCACUGGGAGGAUGAAAGCACCAGCAGUGAGAGCAAGUCCAGUUCUUCUGGAGGCCGCUACAGGCCCACCUGGAGGCCUCGGAGAGAGGCCCUGAACAUCGACAGCAUCUUCAUCCGCCAGCGAGCCUCCUCUCUGGGAUACAACACCCUGCCUGGUCCCUCUCAUCCUCCGGAGCCCCGGGACUCCCUCCCCUUGGCGGGACCCACUCCACCCACACAGCCAGGGCUACUGGAGGCGGAACGGAGAGAGAUUGGGGAGUCGGAGACGGGGUUUGGGCUGGUGGGGCAGCCCAGGUCUCUGGGCAGUGGGCGGACGAUGGGUCCCCCUGCCCCUCCGCCUCUGAGAGGGGUGGAGCAUCAGCCACGUCUGAUUCAGAGAAUGGAGAGUGGCUACGAGAGCAGUGAGAGAAACAGCAGCAGCCCCGAUAGGGAGGUGGGGCAACAGAAACGGGUGCUGAUGUCAGGCCCGUCAUGGCGUUCAGUGCCCAAGUCGAAGAGCAGUGGCGCCAUCCUGCAGGAGCUGCCCUCAGCCAGCUGGGGCAGGGGCGCCGCCACAGGCUCAGGGCGCAGCGAGCUGGAUGAGCUGCAGGAGGAGGUGGCGAGGAGAGCCCGCCAGCAGGAGCAGCAGAAGCGGAGGGAGGCAGAGCGGGAGGCAGCCAUGGGAUUCAACCCCAAACCCAGCAAAUUCAUGGACCUGGACCAGCUCCAACACCAGGCUGUGCUCAGACCCCUGCAUGAGGCUAACGCUCAUAGCGGAUUGGCUGUAGCUGCGUGCAUGAGGAGCACUGGGGGCCCAAUCAAACGCAGGCAGGAACAGGAAAUGGAACGGGAGACGGGAAGCGUCCGUCCACAGGGGCCUCACAGUGAACAGCCUGGCCCGGUCCAAGUUCUGCUGACGCCCAAUCAGGAGGAGGAAGAAGACCAGGCAGUGCCCAACCAGGAUUCUGCUCUGGGCCCGGACCCGCCCCUUCCACUCUAUCGGCCGGCUCCCCCUCGCCCCCCUCUCACCCUCAACAUUACUCACCCUUGUGCCCCUUCCAGCCGAGCGAAGGAGGACGAGGGUGGUUGUGUGGGGAGGAGAAGAGAGGAAGAGGAGGUUGGGAGGGAGGGAACAGGGGUGAGGAUGUGCGAGUUGCUGCAGGCAGGGGGGGUGAGCGUCAGACCUCUCGGGAAGCAUCUUGCCAUCUCUCUGCCCUCGCUUCCGUUGCGUCUCUGGGAUACACACACCGCACACUCCACACACCUUGAACCCCCGCACACACACCUUCCCCCUCCACCCUCCGCCCCUCCCUCCCCCCUGGAAGCAACUGGGGAGAGGAAACCUCUCGCGCCUCUCUGGCAGCCUCCGCAGCCCCACUCCCCCGCCGUCGCCACUCAGCACUGGCUGAGGCACGGCGCCGCCUCUGACGGCAGCACACGUCAUUGGUCCUCCUGGAGUUUGGACCGCCCUGAUGCCGUGGUGACACCGUACAGCACACCCCCAGACUGCUGUGUUCCCAUUGGGCCCCGGGUGUCCAGCCAGAACUACAGCUACAGUUGCCAGUCGUCUCCAGGGCACUACAGCUCCCAGCAUGCCCCAGGGCAACACGGUGACCCUCGCUGUGAACACGAAGAGGCUGAGCUGACAGAGCUUGACUCCCUUUACCAGGCCAGUCUACAAGCAGGAAAGACAGGCUGCAGCCCAUCAGAGAGGCUCAUAUCCAGAGUGGGAGGGCAGGCUCGCUCUAAGACCCCCAACGCAGACAUGGAGAGGAGUGUGUACGGGGCAGACUGCACCAGCACCCCCACCUACCUCAACAAGCCAAUGAUGUUGCGUGAUCUGCGCUUUGGGGCGGAGACUGACGAUGGGGAAAAUCGGAGGCAAAUUGGACGCAGCCUGAGUGGCACAGUAGUGACCUCGCGCCGCAGCCGCAUGACUGCAACCCGCAGCUUUGAGCUGUCGGGCAGCGCGGGCAGUUUCUGGCUAUGUCUGACGGGGGUCAAGCUGUCAUCUGACCAGAGUCCUGCUCUGUUCCACUAAUGUCUCACCGCGUCCACUCCCACAUGGGGCAGCGGCACCAGGGUCCUCGAUGGCCUCACCUUGACAGACCAGGCUCAGGAGGAUCAAAUUCAGCUACGAUCCCCAUCUUUCUCCUUCUCCCUCAAACGACAUGCACACGCAAACACAUGCACGCACACAUGCACAUCUGCACUGAUGUAGAGCCUCCCCCUCAGCGCCUGCAGCAACCUGCUUCGCCCCUUUUUGCCUAUUCCCCUCCCCUCCUUUAACCUACUAUUCUGUCUAUGCAGUCACUCUGAACCCAACUACAACCUCAAGCUUCCUCCCCUACUUCCCUGGACUGUUGUUUCUUGUCUCCCCCUUGGUUUUCAGAGGGAUUUCCUGUGUAGCCAGCCUGGCGAGCAUGCCGCGCUCAUAUGGCAUUUUCAGUUUGCCGUUGGUGUCGCAUCGGCCCCGGUCUGACUGGGACCUGAGCUCUCAGCAGACUUGCCCUCUGUCUCACAGGACCCUCAGCUCAGGGGGAAGUUCUUACCAAGUAGCCACGCCUCUUCCUCUUUCUUCACGGGCAUUUCCUGUUGGACGCACACUUAGCCGAACUGUUUCAGAUGGACAGCCAUAUUUUUUCUCUCUCUUUCUUUUCGGGUUUGUCCGUUUGUUUUCUUCUUUCUGUGUGUGCGCACAGUAAACCCGCCCGAGACUGAACUCUCUAACAACUAAAAGUCAUGUACAGAAAAACACAUGUAUGAAACCUGUAUGUUAAUUAAUAAGACCUUAUGGAAUGUUGAUAAUGAUAAUUAACGAAUAUUGAUAAACUUAAAGUGGUACUUCCUCAUGUCUGCAUUUCAAAUACGAGUGGAGUGCACUUCACAAGUGUCUAGCUGGAGUUUCCGCCCCCAAACCGCUCGCCGACCUAAUGACAGCUCUCCCGUUUCUACCGGGAGAUUAAUCAAGAAAAGCGCUUCCUUUUUUUCCUCUGCUUCUUUUCUCUCCUUCUUUCCUUUCUUGCUCUCUGUUAUCCUUGCUUGCUUUCUUCCUUCCUAAUAGGAACCAGUAGCACCAGAAAUAGGCCAGCAGGGAAGGAAAGUCGAGAAGGAAUAAAGGGGAAUAUAGGCUUGGAAAUCCUUCUCUUAGGCUUUAUCCGUGAAACGAGAGAUGACUCAAGUGCGCUUUGCGAGAUUAUUUGGCAGAAGUGCACUUUCCGAAGGCUGUUUGACCGAGAAGCCGUUUGAGAGAAAUCAGUGGUGUUUGUUUUACUUAAAGGCCUCAGGUGAACUUCAGUGGCACUUACGAAUUCACAUUUUGUUGUUUCUUUCUCCCACUGAAGCUGAUUUUGCAAUCUCAGAUGUGAAUAGAAAAAUUGCUCAUCUUCAGCCUGAGACAGUGACAUGUCUAAUAUGAACAUACUUUAUAUGAUAUAUAUGUAUUAGAGGUAUAUUUUCAGCCAGUGAGCUAUCUUCUUUAGAGAUGUCAACCAUUCCUCAGUUAUAUGAACGGUUAUUAUAAUGAACAGGUAAAAAUUAAUUCUCUCCCCGUUUACUGAGUAGCAUUUUGACGUAUGUAGAGAACAUUUAUUAUAUGCUUUAUUAAAUAUUAUAUAAAAAUAACAAAGUCCUUAUUUAAAGAAAAAACUGGCCUAUGUGAAGUUCUUCAAGACUUCAGUGAUGUUGAUUGAUCGAUGUAACUAAACCAAAGGUUGGCACUUAACUCAGAGAGCUUAUUUAGCAUUGACCUUUUGUUUUUUUUCCAUUUAAGUUAAAAUUUUUGUCAAUGUUUUUGGUUUGUUUGUUUUGGAGUUCUGGAUGUGGGAGAAUGUAGCCAAUUGUAGCGCAUGAGUCCGCUAUGCAAAUCAACCUUCCCUCACAAUCCUGUAUCAGAGACAGUCAGGAGGCAGACACACCCACCCACGGGCGCUCUCACAGACUCUGGCCAAGACACUGAGAGGAAGAAGGAGAAUCUCAUGUUUAAUGCUGCUGGUGAACUUUGUUGUUCUGCAUCUACUACUACGUUUCAUUCAAUGGAAUGCAAAAAAGAGCAACAAGGAGAGAUUAAGAUGGAGAGAGAGGAUGAAUGAAUGUAAACCAGGAUGAACGUGUGUGUUUCGCGAAUGGCAUGAUUGUCAGAGGAGGGUAGAGAGUGAACCAGGUACUACUAAAGAUGGUUUAUUGUUAGUGGGUGUGUGCAGACUAUGUGUGUCAGUUCUGGGCUGUUGUUGCUCGGGGAUAGAGGGAACCUGUAUUUUUGCAAUAAAGUUAUUACCAAUGCACUCCCACAGGGGGCGUAACCACCUUAA
Solea senegalensis (Senegalese sole) is the source of this 6491-nucleotide messenger RNA. RefSeq names its product ubiquitin specific peptidase 54b (gene usp54b). Gene Ontology annotation, molecular function: cysteine-type deubiquitinase activity. The transcript is spliced from 20 exons. The coding region runs from base 644 to 4222 and encodes 1192 amino acids. The record is from RefSeq and is a predicted model, not a curated record. NCBI's taxonomy places the organism in Eukaryota, Metazoa, Chordata, Actinopteri, Pleuronectiformes, Soleidae. Gene Ontology annotation, biological process: protein deubiquitination.